Messenger RNA from Daphnia carinata, 1706 nucleotides. Its product is annotated as mesoderm induction early response protein 1-like. Gene Ontology annotation, molecular function: transcription corepressor activity; histone deacetylase binding. The coding region runs from base 36 to 1682 and encodes 548 amino acids. Gene Ontology annotation, biological process: negative regulation of transcription by RNA polymerase II. The transcript has 7 exons. Gene Ontology annotation, cellular component: nucleoplasm. The record is from RefSeq and is a predicted model, not a curated record. Lineage: Eukaryota; Metazoa; Arthropoda; Branchiopoda; Diplostraca; Daphniidae.
AAAGCCCGCUGUCCGCGUAGUUUAGUGACACUCAAAUGGCGGAUGAGCUUUUGAAAGACGGGGAGCAAAGCCCCGGGAAAGGAGGAGAUGGUGAUCAAGAAUUUGAACCUACAGCUGAAAUGUUAGUUCAUGAUUUUGACGAUGAGCAAACUCUAGCUGAAGAAGAAGCCAUCGCAAUUGCUGGUGGAGAGGAUCCUCAGAACGAGUUAAAUAACUUGCAAAAACCACAUGUCCAUACUCAGCCAAAUUUAGCCCUGACUAAAUUGUCUUCUACGCAGGAGUCGGACAUGCCUAUUGAACAGCUACUCGCACUUUAUGGCUAUGGGGACAGAGGUAGUGGCAGUGGAAAUGGAGAAGUAGCAGCACCAACGGAUGCAAGACUACCCGAAGAGGAAUUGGAUGAGGAAAUGGAAGAUGAUGAAGAAGAAGAAGACAAUGAUGAUGAUGAGAGUGUAGAAUCGGAGAGUAGUUCUUCAGGAAAUGCAAUAUCCGCUAAUAAAAAGGACCUGCCUGCGGAAGAUUCAGUAGCGCAUCCAUGCGAAGAAGCAGUUCGUCCUGUCAAGAAUAACAUUGAUAUCAAACCCCGCUCUGACCUACACCUUAUUUACUCAAACGAAGAAGGUAACGUUCCCGAAGCAAGGCUGCUUCGAUCGUCAGGAGCAGCCGGGGCCACCGCAUCAGAUGAAGAAGCCGACGAGGAGGACGACGUUGAUUAUGCACCAGGGGAAGACGAAUGGCGAAAGACGAUCAUGAUCGGCUCAGAGUACCAAUCCAGCGUUCCCUCCGGAUUGAGCCCUUACGACAACCUCCAAACGGUGCCUUAUGAAAAUGAAGACAAACUGUUAUGGACUCCUUGGGUCCUCGAUGACAAUGUCACGGACGAAUAUCUGCAGCGCUGCGCUCAAAUUCAGCAGGAACUAAUGAGAAGUAAACUCACUUCAUCUGCUACCCAACCGCUGCAGACACUUGCGCUACUGGCUAGCCUACCCAUGGGGGCUCAUACAAGAGAUGACGAACAGGCAUUGCAUCAGCUAUUGCAAUGCGGACACAACGUCGAAGAAGCCUUGCGGAGACGGAAAAUGAGCAACGUGACGCCAUGCGACACGGCCUCGCUUUGGUCAGAGGAGGAGUGUAAGAAUUUCGAGGCGGGUUUGCGUAUGUACGGCAAAGAUUUCCACCACAUUCAGCAGCAAAAGGUGCGAACGCGUUCGGUUGGCGAGCUCGUCCAGUUUUAUUACUUGUGGAAGAAAACGGAAAGACAUGACGUGCUGGCCAAUCGGGCACGACUUGAGAAGAAGAAGUAUGCCCUCCAUCCUGGUACCACCGACUAUAUGGAUCGUUUCUUGGACGAACAGGAACUACAAGGUACAACCGCUGCCGCCGCCCCUCACCACUUCACCCGCGAGCGGAGCAAUUCGCGCAGCAGCUCGCCCAAUGUCCAUUCUUUGAUUUACGGAGACCCCAAACGAUUACGGGUGACGGCCACGCCCCCUGCUGGCGGUGAGGAUGGCGCUCCAAAUGGAUUACCUGUUGCUGGCGAUGAGGCGGGACUUCUUGAUGGAGCGGACGAGAGUAACGGACAAGUCCUAAGCGCUGCGGCCGCUGCAGCCGCCGCCGCCGCUACUGUUCUCCCUCCUCCAUCAGAUGCCAUGACCGCGUCCAACAGAGACUUGAUGAGCUGAUUCCCACCCGUUAACCAUUCUUUU